Cyprinus carpio (common carp) is the source of this 2873-nucleotide messenger RNA. RefSeq lists its product as uncharacterized. NCBI's taxonomy places the organism in Eukaryota, Metazoa, Chordata, Actinopteri, Cypriniformes, Cyprinidae. The record is from RefSeq and is a predicted model, not a curated record.
GGUUGACCUGUUAUUCAGCUGACGUCUCACCUGACAACAUAAACAGAGGUAGUCAAGUAUACGCAUGAAGUCUUGUUAUGAUUCGACUGCUUGAAUCAGAUGAAAACCUCAAUGUAAAGAAUUUUAAAGAUAAAAAACAUGGAGACUUCAAGAUCCAGAGUGGGUGAAUUGAAAGAUGGGAGCAGGAAGAAGGGAAAUGGGUUGAAUGGACAGAAGGUACGGGAUAAUGACAACGUUUACGAGCUAGAACUGAAAAUAAGGAUGGGGUAUGGCUGGACUGGAAGCACGGGUGGAAAGAAUGAAAGAGGAACAGAAAAGCAAGGUUUUGGGGGCAGUUCGAAACCAGGAUCUGGGCACCGUUCUAGGGUUAUUUUGCCUGAAAAAGCUCAGCCUGUUUCAAGCACCAGCACCAGUGGAAUAUCAGUAAGCGACUACCUAGUACUUCUAAAGUCACUUCGAAUUGACUUGCCCAAUGGUGUACUGAACCAGAAAGUCAUCAGGCUCUCAGAGGAUGCAGGCAUCAUUCAGAAAGCCCAGGAUGUUGUAAAAGAACUGGAAGACUUCAAGCUUCAGUUUAGUAGCAUUCCACGUCUCGGCUGCCGGGAGCUAAAGAACUCACUGCCAUUGAAAGACAAUGGAAAAAUUCUUGAACUCACAGUGAUGAUUUUCUUUGAAAAAAGAAAAGAUUCAGUGGAAGCUCUAAGAUCGCAGUGGAGAAAGAAUGUAUCAAACGCGAGUUGGGGAUUCAGGUUCAGGGACAAAUACCAGACAAAAGCUAUCUCCACACCCACGAUGUAUGCUACAACACAGACAAGGAGCUGGAGACAUUUAGAAGUUGGGGACAAUCUUGCAAAUAUUUCUGUCGGUGUGACAGUGAAUGUCCGUGACAUUGAGAACAGAGAUUAUGCUGACGAAUCAGCUCUCUGGACAACCUCCUCUUCACAAAAGUUCGGCAAAUAUUUCCAUAACCCAGGAGAUGAACUUGAAUGCCUCAAGUUCUACCAUGAGCUGCGAGAAACUGGUACAAACAUGAGAGUGAGGUACACCAAAGGUAACAAAUUAGACUUUGGGUUCCUCUCUGGAAGACUGGACUUCUUAGCAGAAGGGGAAAAAAGUGAAAAAAUGGUGAUUGAGUGUAAAGGAACCACUGGAGAUAUGGUGGGCAAAGUCUUCACUAAACCAAAAAAUGGUGGUCGUCUUGCACACCUGAAUGAAACACACGAGAACUAUUAUCAAGUUCAGGCCUACAUGUACAUCCUAAACAGGGCAGCAAAACAAACACAAGGCUUCACCUCUGACAGGGCUGUAAUGGUGGUCAGACACUACCACAAGAAUGGACGAGAACCCAGAGAUUUCUACUGGAAUUACCUGAGAAAGAAUGAAGCAAUACAGCAGAAAAUUGAUGAACUGCGUGUUUUCUGUGAAGAAGAGGUUCUGGCCUGUUUCCUGGCUGUUCUCAAUCUGAUCUUCCAGAAAGACACAUAAAGUGAAGCUUUAGAACUUAGAAGAACUUCUAGGAGUUAUGCAGCAAAUUAUCAUUACCACUAUUAUCAUCAUCACCAUGAUUAUGAUUUAUUUCUUCUUUUUAAUGUGAUUUUAAGGACAGUGUGUUGAGACGAACCAACACUUUUUUCUUUCUUCAAAUCUCAAAUCUGACAUUUAGAGAAUUCAGUGUGCAUGUGAAAACAUUAUGUUGCUAAAAUACAAGAAGUACUAGAAUAAGGAACUAGAAAAAUACAUAGUUCUGGUUUUAUUUCUCCAUAGGUCAGUUGUUCACAAAUCAGUCAGAAUUCAUAUAGUUUUGAAUAUAAAGAAAAUACUUUCUGAAAAAAGAAUGUACAAGAUAUUUUUGUUGAUUAUUGAUUAUUGCUGAUAUUUAGGGUCAGUGUUCCAAAUCUUUAAGCUAUUGUGUUUCUAAGCAAAUUGGAGUUAGGAUUUUCCAAAAGGAGUGGGUAAAAACACCCCAUACUUACACUAAAGGUAAUGGACUCUUCUGAUGGGGACAGAAAGCAACCUAAAAACCACCCCAGCAACCGCACAGCAAUGUGCUAACAACAUUCAGAACACCUAGCAACCACAUAGCAACACUGUGGCAAAUGCCACCAAGAUCAUUUACAAGUGGAACUUGCCAAUUAGCUAAUUGCCAAAUUAUCAUUAAACAGUAAGCAAAAUAUACGCAAAAAUGGCAGCCUGAAUUCACUAAUUUUCAUUCACUCCUUCAAGUGGACUAUAUAAGUGGACUGAUACAGGGAUCAGUGAAUGAGAAAACAGUGGAGAUUUUUGGACACAGCAACUGUCUACAGUGGACACGUCAAAGUUUUAAAUCCACUUGUCCUGUUGUCGGAAGUAGCAGAAUCGCACACAGUAGCUACGUUGUAAAUGGAAUGAGUUAAAGAGUUAAAGAAGGUUGCCAAAAGUGUAGCAAUGUAGCUCUUUUUUGUUUGUCAGCAUGGCGAAUUCAUGUGACACCAUAACCAACUUGAACACAAUGUGAAAUCUCCAUGCGGUAAUCCUUUGCCUACAUGCAAAAUUCCUGAUCUUUAUUUGCUAGUAACACAACGCAAUGCUCAUGUCAUGUGUAGAUGGGUGAGGGAUAAAUUCAAUUUAAGAUGAAUAAUUUAGGUUUUAAUGACAAAGGUUGAGGACUUCACAAACUACAGGUUGAGGAACCAUACUGCAGUGUUAUUUUUACAAAUAAAAUGCAUUGUAACAAUUUUACAUGUAAUCACUUUAUAUGACAUCUCCACUGUACAUUUUAAGCAAUAUGUAACUAAAUAGUUUUAAGAUCAGUUAAAGACAAAAAUGAAUAAAGAUUUCUGUCUAAAAGAGGAAAAAAUCUAUAGAUAUUUUUUAGUGUCUGCCCCCUCAAUAUC